Babesia ovata is the source of this 810-nucleotide messenger RNA. Its product is annotated as 40S ribosomal protein. The coding region runs from base 1 to 810 and encodes 269 amino acids. The transcript has 3 exons. Gene Ontology annotation, cellular component: cytosolic small ribosomal subunit; ribosome. Gene Ontology annotation, biological process: translation. Gene Ontology annotation, molecular function: RNA binding; structural constituent of ribosome. NCBI's taxonomy places the organism in Eukaryota, Apicomplexa, Aconoidasida, Piroplasmida, Babesiidae. The record is from RefSeq and is a predicted model, not a curated record.
AUGGCGGAACGUGGUGGUUUCGGUUCAGGGUUCGGAAGGGGUCGCGGAGGGCGACGCGCAUCCUCAAGGGGACGUGGUGGAAGCGAGGACGACCUGAAGAACUGGGUCCCAGUCACCAAACUGGGCAGGCUGGUUUCAGCAGGUUUGAUCCAGUCGAUCGAGCAGAUCUACUUGCACUCGAUUCCCAUCAAGGAGUACCAAAUCAUCGACUACUUCUACCAGCCCACUCUCACCGACAAGAAAUUGGCUGACGAUGUUGUCAAGAUCGUACCCGUGCAGAAGCAGACCAACGCCGGUCAGAGGACCAGGUUCAAGGUCUUCGUUGCCAUCGGUGACUUCGACGGACACUGCGGACUUGGCACCAAGUGUGCCAAGGAAGUUGCUACCGCCAUUAGGGGCGCGAUCAUCUCGGCCAAGUUGUCGCUCAUCCCAGUCAGGCGUGGCUAUUGGGGUAACAUGAUCGGCGAGCCUCACACCGUCCCGAUGAAGGUCUCGGGCAAGUGUGGAAGUGUAAGGGCCAGGUUGGUGCCUGCCCCAAGAGGUACACAGAUCGUCGGAGCGCCCACCACCAAGAAGCUUCUCGCCUUCGCCGGCGUUAAGGACUGCUUCUCCUGCUCCUCGGGAUCCACCAAGACCAGGGGUAACUUCUUGAAGGCCGUUUUCGCAGCACUGUCGGCCACCUAUGGCUACCUCACCCCCGACUUGUGGAGGCAGGUCAAGCUACAGCCCUCGAUAUACGAGGAGUUCGCCAGCUUCCUCAACUCCGGCAAGACCCACGUGAAACCAGAGGCGGCGCCAUACUACGCUUAA